Globicephala melas (long-finned pilot whale) is the source of this 11570-nucleotide messenger RNA. RefSeq names its product peroxisomal biogenesis factor 5 like (gene PEX5L). Gene Ontology annotation, biological process: protein import into peroxisome matrix, docking. Gene Ontology annotation, molecular function: protein binding. Gene Ontology annotation, cellular component: peroxisomal membrane; cytosol. NCBI's taxonomy places the organism in Eukaryota, Metazoa, Chordata, Mammalia, Artiodactyla, Delphinidae. The record is from RefSeq and is a predicted model, not a curated record.
AGACCACGCAGAAACUAUGGAGUUGCUUUUUGUGCUUGACAAAGUGCAGAGAUAGAAGACAGGGAUUCCCGGCUGGGAGGAGGGAGGAGAGCUGAAGACCCCGGCCUGGGCUGGCUGAUCUAAGCAGUCAAAGUGGGAAGCUGAGUGCUUGAAAGAGGAUUAUACUCGCACUAGAAAUAAGCAGUAAGUGAGCGAAUAACCAUUAUGGCUUAGAAAAGACUUAAUCCCCCUGGGUUAUGGGGUGAGCUAGAAAAUAUUGCUUAACUCUAGAGUAAAACUGGAAGGCUUCUGACUCUGUGUACAGUUGUCUGCUGUUUGGAAAGUAGGGGCUUAAGAGCAAGCCCAGAGCCUCCCCCACUCUUGGAAAAUGCCAACUUCUACUUAGCAAUAGUUGGGGAUAUAAUCUCAUUCCCUAGCCUCUUCCUGGUAAAAUUUAGUAAUAAACCAGAUAGGGAGUUGGGAUUAAACUGGAAAAGUGGAAUCUGGUAUUGGCAGAAAUGGCGAUCUUGAAUUACGUUCUGUGAAUGCCGACAUUGUUAUAUCUAUUAGCAGUGAUUUGCUAAUCACAAGAAAGUCUGGGGCAGGACAUUGAAAAGGGAGAAUUGAAAGCUUUUAUGACAGAGAAGCUGAGUAGUCCAUAUGCGUGAGAUGAAAUAUAAAAAUGUGUAUAAUAAUAGAUGGAAGGGUUUUUUGAGCAUUAAACUAGAAAAGCAGUCAGGGAACAUAUACUUGGAUAUAAGCUAGAAAAGAAGAAAUUUUAGUUUCAGUAAUUUUUUGUGCAAACCCCAAAUUUCACAAUGUUUACAAAGUCAAGACAGUGAUUCGGGGAUACUUCGAUUAUUGUGGUACACUAUAAAUACUGCUGCUGGGCAAGAUCUGUGGUUCUCUGGUCAGCAAGUUCUGGCAAUGAAGCCACUGCCGCUGGUGCAAAGAAUUCUGGGAUGUCUGACAGUGAUAUGGAUGGAAAGACCCACAUUCCAUCUCUACUUAAUGUCCUUUUGUCCAGAAGUCGGGUCAUGCACAUGAGCUACUUGAAAAGUAAAGAAAAAGGAUAUGGAAAACUAAGCAGUGAUGAAGACCUGAAAAUAAUUGUUGAUCAAAAGCAGGGAAAAGGCUCUAGGGCGGCAGAUAAGGCUGUUGCCAUGGUGAUGAAGGAGAUACCGAGGGAGGAGUCUGCUGAAGAAAAGCCCCUCCUUACUAUGACAUCACAGCUGGUGAAUGAACAGCAAGAGAGCAGACCCCUCCUGAGUCCCUCCAUCGAUGAUUUUCUCUGUGAAACCAAAUCGGAGGCAAUAGCAAGGCCAGUAACGUCCAACACAGCCGUAUUGACCACAGGUUUAGAUCUCCUUGACCUGAGUGAACCCGUCUCUCAAACCCAAACCAAAGCCAAGAAGUUGGAGACCUCAUCGAAAACCUCAUCCCUCAAGAAAAAGGUUGAUGGGCCUGACCUCAUCAGUGCGGAUGCUGAGCAGAGAGGCCAGGCUGUCCGAAACCCAGAGACGGCAUCCCUAGACUUAGUAGACAUUCAAACACAACUGGAAAAAUGGGAUGAUGUUAAGUUUCAUGGAGAUCGAAACAGCAAGGGACAUCCCAUGGCAGAGAGAAAAUCAAGCUCAUCUAGAACUGGAUCAAAAGAACUUUUAUGGUCCUCAGAGCACAGAUCUCAGCCAGAACUGAGUGGUGGGAAAAGCGCCCUGAACUCUGAGUCGGCUGCAGAGCUGGAAUUGGUGCCUCCAACGCAGGCUCGACUGACCAAAGAACAACGCUGGGGAAGUGCAUUGCUUUCCAGAAACCACUCCUUAGAAGAGGAAUUUGAAAGAGCAAAAGCAGCAGUGGAGUCAGAUACAGAGUUUUGGGAUAAGAUGCAAGCAGAAUGGGAAGAAAUGGCCCGGAGGAACUGGAUAUCGGAGAACCAAGAAGCCCAGAACCAGGUUACAAUCUCAGCUAGCGAGAAGGGAUAUUACUUUCACACUGAAAACCCCUUCAAGGACUGGCCUGGAGCAUUUGAAGAAGGCUUAAAAAGGCUGAAGGAAGGGGACCUGCCAGUUACCAUCCUGUUCAUGGAGGCAGCAAUUCUUCAGGACCCUGGAGAUGCAGAGGCAUGGCAGUUCCUCGGGAUAACCCAGGCAGAGAAUGAAAAUGAACAAGCAGCUAUUGUCGCCCUCCAGAGGUGCUUAGAAUUGCAGCCCAACAACUUGAAAGCUUUGAUGGCUUUGGCUGUGAGUUACACUAACACCGGACAUCAGCAGGAUGCCUGUGAAGCUUUAAAAAAUUGGAUUAAGCAAAAUCCAAAGUACAAAUACCUUGUGAAGAGCAAGAAGGGGUCUCCAGGCCUCACCCGGCGGAUGUCAAAGUCUCCCGUUGAUAGCUCUGUUCUGGAAGGAGUGAAGGAAUUAUAUCUAGAAGCUGCCCACCAAAAUGGAGAUAUGAUCGACCCAGACCUACAGACAGGUCUGGGGGUACUGUUCCACCUGAGGGGAGAAUUUAAUAGAGCAAUAGAUGCAUUUAAUGCUGCCUUAACUGUUCGGCCAGAGGACUAUUCAUUAUGGAACCGCCUCGGGGCGACCUUGGCAAACGGAGACCGCAGCGAGGAAGCCGUGGAGGCCUACACACGAGCGCUGGAGAUUCAGCCAGGCUUCAUCCGGUCCAGAUACAACCUGGGGAUAAGCUGCAUCAACCUGGGCGCCUACAGAGAAGCGGUCAGCAAUUUUCUCACUGCCCUCAGUUUGCAAAGAAAGAGCAGGAAUCAACAGCAAGUUCCUCAUCCUGCAAUCUCUGGGAAUAUCUGGGCUGCCCUCAGAAUUGCCCUUUCUCUGAUGGACCAACCGGAACUCUUCCAGGCAGCUAAUCUCGGUGACCUGGAUGUCCUCCUGAGAGCUUUCAACUUGGAUCCUUGAUGGAAAAGAAAAAAAUAAAAAGAAUCCCUGAUCUGUGUAAUUGUACUGAGAAACGCAAAACUAUUUCAUUAUGAAUUCCAAAAAGGAUAAAAUGGAUGUUCAAAAGGCUAUGGUGAUAUAACCCAAGGGAAUUCCUACAGACAAUGCCCAGUCUCUGUUCAGAUCCAAAAGCACAAAACAUUAUAUAGUCAAGGUCGGGCUCAGAAGAAGAAUUGAUAGACACAAACCAAGAUUAAGUAACCGUGUGAAUACUCUUCAGAAGCUGCAAGCAUAUUGCAAGUUCUUUGGGGUUUUGUCCCCACUUGCGGCUGAUGACACAUCUAAGGAACUUGCUCAUGGGACACCUGGAGAAAGCACUGCCGUGGAUCAGGGAAUUGUGUUUCUGAACUGUCCCCUGAAAUUCCCCCUUUUACCAAAUUGAACAUAGUUUGGGCCAAGGUGCAUGCACAUAUAUUAACUCUUGACUAAAGAGAGGCAUUGCUUAAACCUGUUCCAAUUUUAACUUUUAUUGUUGCCCUUUGAUUCCAGAGAGCGAGCUUUGCUGGCAAAAGCAGUUUUUGCACUAGAAAUUUUUGCUCUUCCCAAUCAAAACUUUUCUGGGAUUGUAUAUAUGCACUUUAAUAUUUUUGCCUUGCUGGAGUUUUGUUUUGUUGCUCCAAUUUUUAACCUGGAGGUAAAAGAUUAGAGAACUCAGCCUUGUUUGAUCAACGGACCAAAUAACAAUUCCUGAAAAUAGUUUUUCAUAGCGUAGGGUUUUGAAGGAACGUUUUUCUUAAAGCAGAUAUGACGUGGGGUGUAGUAUGUCAAACACAGAUCUUAUUCACAUGCUUUUCUGGGACUGUAUGAACUGAAGCAAGAGAUAAAGUAGUACCUCUUCACAAAUUCUGUGCAGGAAGGAAGUUUGAUGAUAUUGUGAUUUCUACUGAGUUAACAUUAACUUGCUUAAAUGUCGUAUUUUCCUUGCUUUCUAACUGCUCUGCACAUUUUCCUUUUAAAUUGUUAACAUUUUAAAUAGUAUUUAAAAGUGAUAAAUACAUCUUUUCCUUAAAAUUAUGUGUUUUCUUAGUUCCAUAAUAAUCUGCACUGCUCACCCUUUUGCAUUCUAAGUGAUAGAAGAUCAAUAUUUUCUAGCUGAACCUCACUGAAUGUCAGUGGUUUAAUAUGCAAGAUGCAUGCCUGGCGUUCACUUUGAACAUUUGUCAAGCAUCAGGAAUUUUCUGCUGGUGGUGACGUUUAAUUGGUUAUAUUCCACUCAGUUCUUCAGAGCGUUUUGUGCCUGUUGGGAGUUUGGUGAUUAGUUGAAAAGACACCAUUUUUUAAAGAAUUAGAAAAAUUGUUUGCAAAAUGGUAACCAAAAUAUAAUUUCACUGAUGGUUCCAAUUCUAGUAAUUUAUCCUGGGAAGUUGUCCCAUUCUUCUUUAUUGUGUCUCCUUCCUUCUUCCAGAAUCUUCCCCAAAGCAAUCUGAUCCCAACUUUUUCUUCAUAUUCUUUGGUUAGUAACAGCUGGUUACAUUCGUGAUUAUAGUUACCCUGCAAAACAGCAUUUGGGUCAAGAGUAUAAUUGACUGGGGAGUUAGCUUCUACUGGGAGAGGGGAGAGGAAAUGUAUAUACAUGCUGAGACAUCGAACUCCAGGUACAGGCAGAAAUCCUCUCUUCCGUUACGUUGGAAGUCUCGGUGGGUAGGAAGGGAUCCCAGGGACACAUGAAACCACUUGAGGCUUCCAUACAUCAUAACCUAUUCUAGUUCAUAAAGACAAAGAGUUGAGGGCACUAUGGUGGUGCCAGGCAUUUAUCUUCAUGUCAAAGCCCACCUGGGCUAGGUGAUGCCUCCAGCUGGCCAGCAGGAGGCAGGGCAUUAAGGCAUUCACUGCUGGGCAGGAGUCACAACCCAGGCUUGGCCUCCUUCACUGAAGUGUGAGAAGCAAGAUAAAACUCAACAAUAUUUUCUAAAGAAUAAAUGGUAUCCUUUAGAAUUUUAGCAUCUUAGAAACUCAGUCUGGGGAAGGACUCUUGGGGCCCAGUCUCCAACCCAUGACAGCUGCCUGCUUGAAUAUCCCCGAUAGAAUAGCAUCCAUUCUGUGCAUGUUCUUCCUCCCAAUCCCUGUGCAUUCACUGGCUGGCCAGCUGACGUGCAUCCAUCAUAGUCCAUUAGGAGCAAACUUCACACGUGUUCUAUUUAUGGUGUCAUUGUAUACUUUCAGCAGUCACUGAAUUUUGCAAUAACGAUAGGCUGUUUUCUUAGCCUUGCUGGCACUACCCACAUGAGAUCAGUAACAAUUUAAAGACUGACAGUAGGGUAAAUGUGGGAUGUUUUGAUUUGAUUGUUGCUAAGUGGUGGCAAAUUUUGCUGCCCAAGUUUUAUUUUGCUUUUGGAAUACAGAGUAACUUCGAGCUCCAAAGAGUUGCGUUAGAGGAGACAACCUUCCAUUCCCGUCAUAAUUGGAUCAUGUGCAGAGCAUUCAGUAAGAUUUUCUGCAAGACACCUGUGUAAGUCAGAACCAAGAUUUUCAUAGGCUGUUAACCUGUCAAGAAGCGCAGAAUUGUUGCCCAAGGAGUUUUUCAAUACUUUUUUUUUUAAUUGACGUAUAGUUGGUUUACAAUCUGUUAGUUUCUCCUGUACAGCAAAGUGAUUGUUAUACAUAUGUAUACAUUCUUUAUAUCCUUUGCCAUUAUCGUUUAUCACAGGGUAUUGAAUAUAGUUCCCUGUGUUAUACAGUAGGACCUUGUUGUUUAUCCAUUCUACAUAUAAUAGUUUGCAUCUGCUAACCCCAAACUCCUAAUUCAUCCCUCUCCCACCACCUUGCUUUGCAACCACAAGUCUGAUCUCUGAGUCUGUUUCUCUUUUGAUUUGUAUCUUUUUUCCCGUUUUUUUUACUUUCUAUUUUAUAUUGGAGUAUAGUUGAUUAACAAUAUUGUGAUAGUUUCAGUGUACAGCAAGUGAUUCAGUUAUACAAGCACAUGUAUCUCUUUUUAUUCAAAUUCUUUUCCCAUUUAGGUUGUUACAUAAUAUUGAACAGAGUUCCCUGUGCUAUACAGUAAGCCCUUGCUGGUUAUCCAUUUUAAAUACAGCAGUGUGUACAUGUCAAUCCCAAACUCCCUAACUAUCCCUUCCUUCCCUUGUGUCAUAUUUUAAAUUCCACAUAUAACUGAUAUCAUGUGGUAUUUGUCUUUCUCUGAUUUACUUCACUUUGUAUGAUAAUCUCUAUGUCCAUCCAUGUUGCUGCAAAUGGCAUUAUUUCGUUCUUUUUUAUGGCUGAGUAGUAUUCCACUGUAUACAUGUAACACAUCUUCUUUAUAUGGACAUUUAGGUUGUUUCCAUGUCUUGGCUAUUGUGAAUAGUGCUGCUAUGAACAUUGCAUGUAUCUUUUUGGAUUAUAGUCUUCUCUGGGUAUAUGCCCAGGAGUGGGAUUGCUGGAUCAUAUGGUAACUCUGUUUUUAGUUUUUUGAGGAACCUCCAUACUGUUCUCCAUAGUGGCUGCACCAACUUACAUUCCCACCAGCAGUGCAAGAGGGUUCCCUUUUCUCCACACCCUCUCCAGCAUUUGUUAUUUGUAGGUUUUUCAGUGAUGGCCAUUCUGACCAGUGUGAAGUGGUACCUCAUUAUAGUUUUGAUUUGCAUUUCUCUAAUAAUUAUUGAUGUUGAGCAUCUUUUCAUGUGCCUGUUGGUCAUCUGGAUGUCUUCUUUGGAGAAAUGUCUAUUUAGGUCUUCUGCCCAUUGUUGGAUUGGGAUGUUUCUUUUGUUGUUGAGUUGUAUGAUCUGUUUGUACAUUUUGGAAAUUAAGACCUUGUUGGUCGCAUCACUUGCAAAUAUUUUCUCCUAGUGUGUAGGUUGUCUUUUUGCUUUGCUUAUGAUUUCCUUUGCUGUGCAACAACUUAUAAGUUUGAUUAGGUCCUAUUUGUUUAUUUUAUUUCUAUUGCUUUGGGAGACGGACCUAAGAAAACAUUGGUACGAUUUAUGUUAGACAAUGUAUUGCCUAUGUUCUCUUCUAGGAGUUUUAUGGUGUCACACCUUAUAUUUGUCUACAAGCCAUUUUGAGUUUAUUUUUGUGCAUGGUGAGAAGGUGUGUUCUAACUUCAUUUAUUUACAUGUGGCUGUCCAACUUUCCCAGCACCACUGGUUGAAGAGACUGUCUUUUUUCCAUUUUAUAUUCUUGCCUCCUUUGUCAAAGAUUAAUUGACCGUAAGUGUGUGGGUUUAUUUCUGGGCUCUCUAUUCUGUUCCAUUGAUCCCUAUGUCUGUUUUUGUGCCAAUACCAUGAUGUUUUGAUUACUGUAGCUUUGUAAUAUUGUCUGAAGUGUGGGAGGGUUAUGCCUCCUGCUUUGUUCUUUUUCCUCAGUAUUGCUUUGGCAACUCUGGGUCUUUUACAGAUCCAUAUACAUUUUAGGAUUAUUUGUUCUAGUUCUGUGAAAAAUAUCAUGGGUAAUUACAUAGGGAUCACAUUAAAUUUGUAGAUUGCUUUGGGUAAUAUGGCAAUUUUAACAAUAUUAAUUCUUCUAAUCCAAGAGCAUGGGAUACAUUUCCUUCAAUAAUACUUUUUUGAUUUUUAUUUUGUUAAUUUUAUUGGAGUAUAGUUGAUUUACAAUGUUGUGUUAGUUUCAGGUGUACAGCAUAGUGAUUCAGUUAUACAUAUAUUCUUUCUUUUUCAGAUUCUUUUCUCGUAUAGCUUAUUACAGAACAUUGAGUAGAGCUCCCUGUGCUAUACAGUAGGUCCUUGUUGGGUAUCUAUUUUAUGUAUAGUAGUGUGUGUAUUUUAAUCCCAAGCUCCUAAUUUAUCCCUCCUGCCAUGUUUCCCUGUUGGUAACCCUAAGUUCUCAAAAUCUGGGUCUGUUUCUGUUUUGUAAAUAAAUUCAUUUAUACAGUGAGACUUUUAAACAAAAUUUAAUAAAAACAGUUACUAGAAAGCACAUGAAAGUUUAUAGAAAUCAGGGCACCACCAAAAAUGAAGUAGCAAGAUUUUAGAACAGUCUUUAUUGUAUACAUUUUUUUUAACUGUGACACAUUUUUUAAGGCAGCACUGCUUUCUGGCAUCUUAUCUCCAUGGUGUGAAAUUGUCAUUUAAAUUACUCUUUCCAUUUGAAAGGGUAGGUAGGGUGUUUUGGGUUACCUUCUGGGGCAUUCUGGGAAGGCACUGAAUAUCUUUUGUGUUACUGAGUAAUAAAUAGCCUAAGAUCUCUUAGAGGAUGGUAAUACUUUACUAGAAUGACCACUCAAUUUCAUAAACGUGACUUUUGAGGACCAAUUUCACUAGUCAAUGGGAUGAAAAUGCAGAGAAGGCCAGUGAUCAUUGCUGAAUUUCAAAAUAUAACUGUGUCUAGUGAGCUAUUCUAUGUGCUCCUGUACCUUCACAGUGAGGUGGAGGAGGGUUAGGGAAAAGGAGAAAUAAGGCAUCCACUUACUGGGCCAAUCAUAUUAAGUCAUCAUUCCCUUUGCUUUCUCCCAAGCUCACUCCUGAUGACUCCUUGAAAGAAAGGCAGAUCUUAUCCACCAGGAAACGUCAGUAGAAAACUAUGAGCUGUGCUUUCUCAGUUCAUCUGUAUUUCAACUAGAAUGGCAAAUUUGUGAUACUUAACUGGGUUGGAAUGUCCAGUACCCACUCACUUUCAGAGGUUUCUGCCACUUGCCUCAUUCUUUUCUUUGAAGGAACUAUUAUGUUAAAUCUUAGCACCAUGUCUAGACAUUAAUAUCAUGUAAAUCUUUCUAGUGUAUUUGUGCUAUACAGGCAAGACUUGAAUACAACUGUAGCUAGUCCUACUUAUAACAGGAGCUCCCAAACUCUGUACCAUAAACAUUGUUUGUCUGUGAGCUCCUUGGGAAUAGAGAGAAAAAGCAAGAUGGUUGUUUUGUGUCCCUUCCUCAUUUGUCCCUGAAUCGAUUGGACUGUAAUAAGUUAGUUGUUGUGGUGGUGGUGGUUUUAUUUCUUGAAAUGCUUCUAGAAGCAUUCUAGUAACAGGGUAUUCUGAAGGCUUGUGUGCCAUCUUUCUGAGGCCUUCUGUUUUAGAAAUUAUUACACAUGCAAUGCAUGAUUUCAACUUUGUAAAAUAAUUUCAAAUGUAUUCCCUCACCAGAUUUUACUGCACCAUUUCCUUAUCAUUUCAGUAUUUAUAGAACUGGUUGAAAUUAAACUGUUUUGAACUAAGAAGUAGACAGAUCUAUAUAUUUUUUAAGAGGGUUUGUAGAUGAACUCUGGCAUAAGGUUUGUAAAAAGGCAGUUUUUAAAAAAUGAAACAUAUAACCUCACGUACCAAAAUAAAGCAUGCAUUAGCACUUGCAAAUCUGCCUACUCAGAUAUUAACCAAAGCAUGCAAAAUAACUUUACUGAAUGUAAAUUUACCCAGUGCAUGAUUAAGUCAGUCUCAUAGGUUAGCUUAUAUUUCCUUGCUUCUGAACAAGGAACUUGUUCAUGAACUUUGUGUUCUAGUUUUUCUACUUGCUUUUAAAUAUCCUGUCCUUGAGAGUCACAUGGCUGGUUUAUGCAGUGUUGCAGCCAGUGCCAAACUAAUCCUGCGAGGAGUCCAGGCCUUUAGACAUCCAAACGAUUUUUAAAAACCGGCUGAGGCACAACAGGUGCAAAAUAGAAACAAACUCCACCUGUCUGAAUGCUACUGAACAAAACCAUGUUGAUUGCCUCAGCACAGUUUUGGGUUCUAAAUUCUGAAUAGUGCAUUUCGAGCUUUUCUAAUUUAGAAAUGCUGACAUUCUAAAUAAGGUGGGGAGGUUAAGGUAACGUCAGGUACAUAAAAACCAUCAUAAGGCAAAGUGGACAAGGGGCCUUAAUUUCCACAAAUGUCACGUAGUGUGUGGGGUGUCUGUCACACCACUGUCCUCAACACGGCCCUAUCUGUAUGGUAAGUGAGCUACUUGGGCCACAUCCCUUGAGAAACUGGACUUGGUCAAUCCGUCUAAAAACACUGAAAUUCAGGGUUGAUGAGGUGAUUUCACGGUCACUCAGAAACAACUCUAAAGUCCUCCCACUGACCUUUUCUGUGGCCCUGGCUUCUGGAAAAAAUAAGGACAAGGAAACCAGAAAUGGAGGGAACAAAGCUCAGUAAGACAAUGGGGGUGUCUUUUAGUUAGCAACAGCUUUGUCACCACUUCGUACCCUACACCCCAACACACAUGCAGAUGAGCUCCAAGACAGAAUCCCCCAAGCACCCAGCCAAGACCAUUGUGUGGAGGCAUUAAACAGCUAAGAGGAGAAAAAAAGUGUGAGAUUUCACGUAACUCUCCAUUUUGCCUUGAAUAGUUUCCGCUACCGGUACCCUCUGCAGACAUACCCAAAUAACAUUCUGGAAACAAGUGCCCCAAUCCUCAAUCUCAGAACUGUUUUCUUAGGACUGCUCUCCAAGAGAGAACUCUUGUAGCACUGUAGAAUGUCACAGCAAAACCCUGACAGGCUCAUUGGGACACUUGCACUCAAGGUUCUCAAGGUUGAGAAACCUGCACUCAAAAUAAUAUUAAGAUGAAAAAAAAGAAUGAGGCAGUUCUUUGCUCACCAAUAAAAUGUGUGUGUGUCUUGUCUUUGAAUUUCUUGGAGAGGGAAAUGGUACGACACAAAAAGAACUAAAGAAUAUACACACUCAGUAUUUCACUGACAUAUAUAAAAAUACCACAAAAGAAUUGUACCACGUGAGAAAUAUGUUCAUGAUUGAAUGUGUUAGCAGUAAAGGAAAUAUAGCAAACCUAAAUUUUACUAAUUAUUUUCAAUUCCCCAUCCCCAUAUCAUCUAAUCAUCUAACCCAAACCCUCUUCUAUUUUCAUUGCCCAAAUUUGUUUACAUUUGUUGAAAAUCUGAUUAAUUUAGUAAACUUUUUACAAACUAUAAAAAGCAUUUAUUAACUAUUUAGAAAAGAUAUUUCUAUAUAUUUUGUAUAUCUAUGAAUAUUGCAUAUCUAAGCUAAAAUACUGUUUGAGACAAAUUCUUCUAUGAUGCUUCCUUAUGCUCAAUAAUGUUUAAAAUCUUGGGAUUUCAUUUUUAAUCUGAAGUAGAUAACAAAAAAAUUUAACCUUAAAUGUUUACAUUGAGUUUUUAAAUUAAAACCAAUCCAAAUUAAGUGACCUAUAGUAAAUUAAUGGCAGUGGAAGCGGGAGCAUAAGUUAUUGGCAUACUACAUGAUAACAUACCUGUGUAUUUAGUGAAAUAUUAUAUAUCAUAGCACAACUCUGUUGGGUAUUAAGAUUUCAUCUUAGUAUUCCCCUGUGUUGCUCUUUGAAAUAAAAUUACUACCAUAAAAAUCUCUUAUCAUAUUGAUGUGUUUAAUUUACUCCAUUGGCUUAUAAUUUGCAAAGUACCAAGAUUAAGGUAGUAUUUUUGUACUACUAUUGGAAGCAUGCCCUUCCUUUUUCACAUUAUUAAAUUGUAUAUUUGUGCAAUUUUAAACUAUGUUUUCAAUAAACUUUGUGGCUUCAAGGUCUUUUCAGAAAUCUUUCAAAAUGAGAUAUGGGGAUCAGAAUUGCUUCAAGUCAAAUGGAAUCCAAUUUGUACUACUGGUUAGAAGGUCCUUUUAUCGAAUAUCACUACCUAUGAUUUUGCAUAAGUUAUCUGGAAAUAGGAAUGCACUUUUAGAUACAAAACAAAGAUCUUCCUCCUUUGUUAAUUUUUAAAGACUAAAAUAUUAUUUAACCUGCAACUGGAUUUUGUGAUUUUUUUUUUAGAAUAAAAGUAUUAAAAUAUA